Molecule: messenger RNA, 4854 nt
Organism: Achroia grisella
Lineage: Eukaryota; Metazoa; Arthropoda; Insecta; Lepidoptera; Pyralidae
Exons: 4
Coding region: 1-4854 (1617 amino acids)
Biological process (GO): proteolysis; DNA integration
Molecular function (GO): nucleic acid binding; aspartic-type endopeptidase activity
Source: RefSeq, a predicted model, not a curated record
AUGGAAGCUCGUAAGGAUCCCAGGAGUCUGCCAGCUUUAGACGAAUUUAUGGGAUUCCUAGAGAGUAAAUUUACAGCUCUCGAACCCAUAAGUAGGAAGGAAAGGGUAGUGACAACUGAAAAGGUGUCACAGCACCAUAUAAGCAAACCAUCAUCAUCAAAUUCAUUUAGAUUUAUGAGCACUGGGAGACCUAGCAUAAAUAAUUAUUCUCAUAAUAAUACAGGCCGUAAUAAAAUAGAUAAACCAUAUCAAAAACCAUUCUUUCAAGCAGUAACUACGAAGACAUAUAAAUGUCCACAAUGCAAUCAAGACCAUGAUUUAUUUAAAUGUAAUCAGUUCAUUGACCUGUCACCAAAAUCAAAAUUGGCGACAGUGACUAAACUUAAUAUAUGUCCAAAUUGUCUAUACAAACAUGACACUAGUUGUUUUUCAACGAAGCGAUGUAAGGAAUGCAACGGCGAGCAUAAUACGAUGCUCCACGACGCGUUUCCAAUAAAGAGGUCACCACAAAUGAAUAAUAACAAUUUUGCAAAAUCAGCGGACAAACGAUAUAGCGCUAAUUAUGUAGCAAAUAAUGAUGAAAUGUUAUUAACAACUAUACAAAUGCAGGUAUUAUCAAGCGAUGGGUCGUAUGUAACUCUACGGGCCUUAUUAGACCAAGGUUCGCAGAUUACUAUGAUAACGGAAAGUGCCGUACAACUGUUAGGAUUGCCUCGUGAACAUUUGAACGCUUCCGUUGCUGGUAUAGGAGAAUCACCAAAUCAAAGCAGGGGAAAAGUUCUACUGGACUGCAAAUCGUUACGUAACGACUAUGAGUUUGUUGCCGAAGCACUAAUUAUGCCGAGAAAAAUAGUUCGCAAUCUGCCUACUACAUCAUUCGAUAUAAACGGUUUGAUAAAAGGACAUAGGGAUGAACCUAUAGCACAGCGAACAGAACUGGGCUGGAUAGUCUCAGGUCGCGUGGGAAUAAAAACAUUUAAUUGUCACGUUGUGAUCAACGACCUAAGUGAGAUAUCUCAGUACUGGGAAAUAGAAGAUAUCACAAGCAGUUUAUCACCACUAUCAGAGGGAGAGCAACGUUGUGAAAACAUCUACAUGGACACAACAAAACGUUUAGAAGAUGGGAAAUAUGAAGUUGCGCUACCAAUGAAACCAGGAUUUGAGCAACAUAUUGGUAAAUCAAAGGAACGAGCUAUAGCACAGUUUAAGCAAUUAGAGCAUAAAUUAACAAAGAAUACAUCAUUUUUCGUCGGAUAUAAAGGAUUCAUGGACGAGUAUAAAGAUCUAGGCCAUAUGCGUAAAACCAAUAGCACUGAACAACCCUUAUUCUACAUGCCGCAUCAUGGUGUAACUAAAUUAGAUUCCACUACCACAAAACUUCGAGUUGUGUUUAAUGCCUCUUCUAAAACAUCAUCUGGUUAUAGCUUAAACGACUUAAUGGAGUGUGGUCCUAAUUUACAACAUGACAUUCAAGGGCUGAUCAUAAAAUGGAGGCAAUAUAAAUAUGUUAUCACGGCUGACAUUGAGAAAAUGUUUCGCCAAAUCAUGGUUCGAAAAUCAGAUCAGAUACUACAAUCAAUUAUAUGGAGGAGUUCAGAGAUUGAACCACUACAAACAUAUCAUUUAACGACAGUCACUUACGGCACCAAGGCCGCGCCAUAUUUAGCCAUGAGAACACUCAGGCAGUUAGCACAAGAUGACGGCGAUAUAUAUCCCUUAGCAGCAUCAGCAUUAGAACAAUCAUUUUAUAUGGACGAUUUAUUGGGCGGUGCAGACUCUCUUGAACAAACAAAAGAACUACAAAGACAGAUCAUAUCAAUACUGAGGGGCGCAGGCAUGAACAUUCGCAAGUGGUCCAGUAACGACGCAAGACUCGUAGAAGAUUUGUCGCCAGAAAUGCUCGACUCACCAUACGAAUUCAAAUGUAAAAAGAGUAGAAAAACACUUGGAUUACAGUGGAGUCCAUCAGGGUUGUCAUGGGAUACUCAGUUACCAUAUGAUAUCAUACAAGAUUGGAAUCAAUUAGAAAACGACUUUAAAACGAUAAAUAAAUUCACUAUUAAAAGGUAUCUGGGUCAAAAUAAUAACAAUAUACAAUUACACGGAUUUAGCGAUGCAUCAGAAAAAGCAUACGCUUGUGCUGUGUAUAUUGUCAGCACAGACUGUAAGGGCACGUUCACAUCAACGCUAGUAGCGGCAAAAACAAAAUUAUCACCACUGAACAAAAAAGUAUCAUUAUCGAGACUAGAAUUGUGUGGUACAGUUUUAUUAUCGCAACUUAUACAUAAAGUAGUCAAAUCAUUAACGUAUAAAAAUGUUCAAAUUUAUGCUUGGACUGACUCUAUGAUUGUUUUGGGUUGGCUACAGGGUGACAAAUCAAGAUGGAAGGAGUUUGUUGCAAAUAGAGUUCAGCAAGCUACUGAUAUUAUACCUCCAUCACAAUGGCAUCACGUUAAAACAGAUGAAAAUCCUGCGGAUUGUGCAACCAGGGGAAUGACAUCAUCUCAUCUGGAAAAUUGUCGUCUGUGGUGGGAAGGUCCAAGGUGGUUAUUAAGAUUUAACCCUAACAGUAUGGUAAAAGAAAAAUAUCAAUCACCAAAUAUUGAAAUAAAAAAGGCUUGUGUGAAUGUAGCCUUAUAUCAAAAUGAGCAAUCAUUUAUAAUGAAUUUAUUAAAUGAUUAUAGCUCUUUAACACAAAUUACUCGUAUAUUAGCAUGGGUAUUGCGUUUUACUGAGCGCGCGCGGUGUCAGCAGAAUACGACACGUGUAGACACAUUGUCUUUCGAAGAAAUGAAGCGGUCAAUGAAUUUAAUAAUUAAGUCAUAUCAAGCGUAUCAAUUUUUAGAAGAUAUUAGUAAUUUAAAUAAAAAGCAAUUAGUUUCAACUAAAAGUAGUUUAGGAAAUUUAAACCCCUUUAUGGAUACCGAUGGAAUUUUGAGAGUAGGAGGGAGACUGAAUAAUUCAAUACUCAGUUACACAGCAAAGCACCCAAUUAUUUUAGGUAGUAAUAGUCGUCUUACAGAGUUGAUUAUUCACCAAGCACACCUAGCAACUUUGCAUGGAGGUCCAAAACUUACCCUAUCAUAUAUCAGAAAUAAAUAUUGGAUUAUAUCAGGUAUACGAACAGUGAAGCGACAGCUGAGAAAAUGUGUUAAAUGCAGGCGCUAUAAUCAUCAUGAACAGAAUCAAAUUAUGGCAGACUUACCUCAGCCUAGAGUUACACCCUCUAGACCCUUUACACAUACAGGAGUAGAUUACACUGGAUUUGUAGAACUGAAGGUCAACAAGGGAAGGGGUAUAAGGACUAGUAAAGGUUAUAUAUCAGUUUUUGUCUGCCUUUCAACAAAGGCUAUACAUUUGGAGCUCGUAUCAGAUCUCAGUACACCAGCAUUUCUAGCAGCUUUUCGUCGGUUUUGCAGUAGACGUGGAACCCCACAGCAUAUGUAUAGUGACAAUGGGACCGACUUUGUAGGUGCCGACCGCUGUUUAAAAAGAGAAUAUAAGGAAAUCUUAUCUUAUAUCAAUCACGAAUUUAUCAAUAAAGUUACUGAAAUGGAAGUUCAGUGGCAUUUCAAUGCUCCAGCAUGGCCCAGUGCAGGGGGCCUAUGGGAAAGAGCAGUGGGUAGCCUGAAAUAUCACCUCAAACGUGUUAUAGGUGAACAGAAGCUGACCUAUGAAGAGUUCACCACUUUACUAUGUCAGAUCGAAGCAUGUUUGAACUCGAGGCCACUUUGCGUAUUAUCAGAAAAUGCAGAUGAUGAAUAUUUAACACCAGGUCACUUCCUGGUGGGAGGAGCAUUAUUAUCACGACCACAAUCGGAACCACAUAUUAUGCAGAGUACAACGCGAUGGCAGUUGGUACAGUCAAUGAAUAAACAUUUCUGGAAAAGAUGGUCCGAUGAAUAUCUACAGCAAUUACAAACAAGAUCUAAAUGGAGAGCAGUCAGCAGAAACCUUGCUAUCAAUGACGUUGUCCUAAUAAAAGAGGAAAGUUUACCUCCUGGAAGGUGGGCAUUAGGUCGCAUACAAGAGUUGCACCCUGGAAAAGACGGUCAUGUAAGGGUUGUAACUUUAAAAACACAUAGCAAUAUGGUGAAACGACCAAUUUCAAAAUUAGUACUUUUACCUGUAACCGAUGAACCUUCUUCAUUGAGCAAAAAUCAAGCAGAAAGGGAGAAUAUCACGAAAUCAAAAUGUACACGCAAGCAUAAAUCAUUUUUAACUUAUGUCUAUACAGCGCUCCUCAUGAUGUUCAUGUUGUUUACCCCAACAAUGCAACUUGAGGUCCAGCCGUACAAUAUCACUCAACUAAACAAUGAUCAAGGUCUAUAUUUUGAUAAAAUAUCAGAUCUCCAAAUAAUCAGAGAUGAAUGGAAUCUCGUCGUAUAUUAUAACAUGACACCAUAUUGGCAAGGCGUGUCUGAAAUAGAACAUUACCUGAAAUAUAUUAGAAACCUAAACAACGCAUCAACUACACAAUCGUAUAUACGUAAUAUUGCCCCUCAAUUAGAUCACGAACUAAAUGAAAUUCGCCAUUACAAUACAUUGCUUCAAAACUCUCCAAAUAGAGUCAAGAGAGGACUAAUAAAUGGAGUUGGAUAUGUUGCUAACAGCUUAUUUGGAGUACUGGACGAGCGAUUCGCUGAGCAAUACCACCAAGAUAUCAAAAAAAUAUCACAAAAUGAAGAGCAUCUCUUAAAAUUAUAUAAAAAUCAAACUUCAACCUUGGAGGCUGAAUACAAUAUAUUACGUCGAUGUACGGGCAACCGCACAUGCCUGCUUACGGUGCAAUACACAAUUGCCUACACAUGCAAUAUCACUUCCAUACAUUUCACCUCAUUAUAUUUAUUUUAG